GGGAAAGUGUUGGGGUAGGGGAAGCUGGGUGGGCAGCAUAGCAAGGAAAUGGGAAGUGGAGUGUGGCAUUAUCUGGGGGCAUAUCUGGGAGUUAUUUUUUCCUUCUCCACAGCUGCUUUCUUGCAAUUCUGUACUUUUCCGAGAGGACUCCAGAGAAAUACAACUCAGGUUUACAAUUUUAAAAGCCAUGCUCCAGGGGUUGGUGAUGUUCAGGGACGUGGCUGUGGACUUCUCUCAGGAGGAGUGGGAGGGCCUGGACUCUACUCAGAGGGGUUUAUACAGAGAUGUGAUGAUGGAGAAUUACAGCAACCUGGCCUUACUGGGACCCUCUAUUCCUAAGCCUGAUGUGAUUUUCUUACUGGAGCAAGGGAAGGAGCCCUGGAUGGUUUUGAGGAGCUUGGCGGGAGGAUGGCACCCAGGUGAGCAGAUUGAACAGACGGGGAAAGGUGCUGCAGUUAAGAGCCCAGUUGGUGGGGGGGUCAGCACCUUAAAGGUAUUGACUGAGGAAUCUCUCCCUUGAAGGCCUAUCCAAGGGCUGUGAAGAAAAGGCUUAAGACACAUGGAA
Vicugna pacos (alpaca) is the source of this 565-nucleotide messenger RNA. The record is from RefSeq and is a predicted model, not a curated record. NCBI's taxonomy places the organism in Eukaryota, Metazoa, Chordata, Mammalia, Artiodactyla, Camelidae.